UCUCCACGUCCGCCCUUUUCAGAUGAGGAAUUUAUUAAAAUUAUUUUCGUCAAAAUAUUAAUUUUGCAUGUUCUUAGUCUUUUCUUACCCAAUAUUUCAUUUUUUCUUCAAUUUAUCUCUCCCGACACCCGAAUGCGCUCCUGUUCAUUAACUGUAAUUGUUGCCAAAUUUUUUUUUUUUAAAUUUUUUUUUUACAAACUUUUCUGUUUCCAGCUCUGUUUUAUGUUUCAUAACAGUGAAAUUUUUAGAUCAUAGCGAUGUUUAUGACUCCGUGAUGGAAAAUGUUAUAAGUUUCUAGAAGAAAAGAUUAUUAUUUGAUCUUUUAAUUUUGCUUACAAUGUUACUUUAUUGGUAUGUAUUAUGCUUCCGAUCGAAUGGCAAAUAUUAAGCGCUUUGUUUGAAUCUUUUAAGUUGCCGAAUUUAGCAAACUUUUGUGUAUCUCAUUUUUGAAAGUCAUUUUCCUUCAAGCCAGUGUAAACAAAAGUACAGUUAUGUACUUCUUACUAUUAUUUAAUUUUUCGAAGAAUAUACAUUUAUGCUAUUCAUGCUUGCACAGUGUAAAGGAAUGCUGCUAAAAUAGUUAUCUUCUUUAAACCAGGUUUAUGAACAAGAAAUGUAUUCAGGGGCUUCAGUCAUUGUUCUUAUUUUUCUUGCAUCAUUUUCGAAUGCUAGUGUCAAUAGCCAUUCUAGCAAAACAGGACUGAAGUACUUCUAUAAAGACCAUUUAGAUCAAGGUGUCUGUUUGCAAGAAGCUCCCUGCAGGCCAAUUCAUAAUGCUACAUGCUUUGGGACAAUACUUCCUUAUUCAUUCACAUCACUUGCCUUGGCUGAAGAUUCCUUAUCACACUUUGAAGUGCAGGAUAAUCUUGCAUUAUGGCAAGGUUUACGAAGUGUUCCUCGCUGCUGGGCUGUUGUGCAACCUCUUCUGUGUGCUGUAUAUAUGCCAAAAUGUGAGAAUGGAUCCAUAUUUCUUCCCUCUCAAGAAAUGUGCAGAAUAACAAGAGGCCCUUGCAAGUCUGUGGAAGUGAAACAUUCUUGGCCUUCAUUUUUACGUUGUGAGAACAAGAAACUUUUCCCACCCCGUUGUAGGAAUCCUCUACAAGAAGUGAAAUUUAAUACAUCUUAUAAAUGUAUUCCACCAUUAGUAGAAACUGAUAAUAAAGAUAAUUGGUUUCAUGAAGUGGAAGGCUGUGGAAUUCAGUGCCAAAAUCCAUUUUUCACUGAGGAAGAGCAUGAUAACAAUCAUUUUCUAAUCAAAAUUUUUGCUGGAGCAUGUUUUGCUAUGGGACUUUUUGCUGUGGUGACAUCUUUAAUAAGAUGGAAGGCAGCCAAUCGAUAUCCAGGAGUAAUAAUAUUUUACAUUAAUAUAUGUGUGAUGGUUGCAUCAUUUGGAUGGUUAAUUCAGUUUUUUCCUGGAGCAAGAGAAAGAAUAGUGUGCCGUCAUGAUGGGACAAUGCAUCUUCAUCAACCUAGUUCUGGAGAACACUUGUGCAGCUUGACAUUUGUGUUAGUUUAUGCUGGUGUUGUGGCUGCAGUUGUAUGGUUUAUAAUCUUAACAUAUGCAUGGUAUUUGCUGGUGGUCCGUGCAUCUGGCUCUCCCAAAGAUAUCAUUAAGAAAAAACAUUCCAGUUUUCAUAGCGCUGCAUGGAGUCUUUCUAUUGCACUUACUGUUAUUAUCAUGGGCAUGAAGGGGGUAGAUGGGGAUUCUAUGAGUGGAAUUUGUUUUGUUGGUUAUGAUGAUGUGUAUUUGAGAAUGGGAUUUCUACUCAUCCCCCUUUUAGUUGCAGGCUUUAUUAGUUUAGGUUUCUUAGUAGCUGUGCUGCACAAAUUAAUAAAAGAGAAACUAAACAGUGAGGAAGUAGCAAACAUACAAGUGAAAAAGAAUAUUCAAUGCAUGACAGUUAGAAUCGCCCUGUUUACAGUGCUUGCUAUGGGAUUUAUAAUUACUACUUUGGGUUGUCAUUUGUAUGAUUUUCUGCAUCGAGAAGAAUGGCAGGAAAGCUUGAGGGAAUAUAUAGUGUGCUUAGCCAUGAAUUCUGCUCAGUCUUACUUGAACAUGGGAGAAAUGCCUGCAACCAAGUGUGUAUUAAAGAGUAAACCAAGUAUUUUUGUGAUACGUCUUCAUUUGGUUUCUAUGUUUGGAUUCGGUUUUAUGAUGUCUUCAUGGUUUUAUACUCGAAGGUCACUUGAAUCAUGGAAACGUUUCAUUUAUCGGUAA
This is a messenger RNA of Stegodyphus dumicola, 2218 nucleotides long. It is a transcript of the gene smo, whose product is annotated as smoothened, frizzled class receptor. Gene Ontology annotation, cellular component: plasma membrane; cilium; dendrite. The record is from RefSeq and is a predicted model, not a curated record. Gene Ontology annotation, molecular function: patched binding; transmembrane signaling receptor activity. Gene Ontology annotation, biological process: commissural neuron axon guidance; pattern specification process; smoothened signaling pathway. Lineage: Eukaryota; Metazoa; Arthropoda; Arachnida; Araneae; Eresidae.